ACAAUAUUUCUACUUUCAAUUUCUUCACCAUUUUCUCCCCUUCAAUCAUAAUCACAAAUUAACCCACACCAUGAAGCAAACUGUGGUGCUCAGGGUGUCCAUGGAUGGGCAGAAGUCUUUUUUCUGUAUUAUACCUGGACAGGAGGCCCGCACCAAAGCCAUGAAGAUUGCAGUUAGCGUUCCAGGGGUGGAAGCAGCAAGUUUGAAAGGGAACGACAAGGACCAGAUAGAGGUGAAAGGGGAAGGGAUUGACACCGUCAAACUUACGACGUUGAUCCGGAAGAAAGUGGGGCAUGCAGAUAUAGUAAGCGUGGAGGAAGAGAAGAAAGAAGAGAAAAAGGAUGAGAAAAAGGAUGAGGCGGCAGUGCAACUGGUGUGGAGUGGUGCGCCUUCCUACCCAAUCUAUCACGAGAUCAACCAGGAGUAUCCUUUUUGCUCCAUCCAGUAACUAUUUAUUUAUCAAUAUAUAUAUAUAUAUAUAUAGCUUGUCGGUCAUCACUUUCUUACCAAUAUAUAUAUCGUUUCUCUUCUCUGUU
Alnus glutinosa is the source of this 536-nucleotide messenger RNA. RefSeq names its product heavy metal-associated isoprenylated plant protein 46. The transcript has 3 exons. Lineage: Eukaryota; Viridiplantae; Streptophyta; Magnoliopsida; Fagales; Betulaceae. The coding region runs from base 71 to 448 and encodes 125 amino acids. The record is from RefSeq and is a predicted model, not a curated record.